AUGACUGAGACAAACCCAGUAUUUACACUCAUUGCUGCCUUUUGGACCCCAGUGGAUUACCGUACUCGACAGCUGCAAUCUUGGGAAGAACUAGCAAGGAGGCCGCUGCCAGCAUCGAAGAAUCUGUUCCUCGAUUACAUAUCACCGCAUCCCAUGACAUCAUUUUUAGCGUCACUGAAGCGCCAACACUGGCCUAUCUCUGCUGUCCUUCUAGGCUCAUCCUUUCUCAAGAUCAUUAUAGUUUUAUCUACUGGUCUUCUCACUUCACAAUAUAGCAACAGGCCGAUCCCGGUGAACUUGGAAAUGGUUGAGCAGUUCCAUUUGCACGGCUUCAACGCAACCAGCGUCAACGAUACGGCCGGGUCGAUAUACACGAGCCUCCUGCUCAGGCAGAUCAAAGUUCCACAGGGUACCAAUGCAGAAUAUGCAGUUGAGCUGUUCAAACCGUCUAUAAACAUCAGCUCAAACUCAUACAGCCUGAUGGCCCGCGUGAACACGAUUACAGCAAAACUUGAAUGCGAUGAAGCUAUCAUGAAUAGCGAAGUUGAACUCAAAUGUCCUCCCGCAAGCAGCUGUCGGACUGACUGGAUCACUAUGGCGGCUGAAACCCCAGAUUGCCGGAUCGCUGCCUUUCCUACCAAGAACAGAACCCUGACAGUAACUAGUGCCACAGAAGGGAAUAUGGGUCCUCAAGACGAGUUCGACUAUAGUUCUUGGUACGGGGAUGCCUUUCUCGAACAAUGCGAAGGAGACGAUACGGGGACAGACCGCAAUCGUAUUGUGAUUGUCAGUCUGUACAAAAGUCCGGGCCCGAUCCUGACAAAUAGUACCACCCUAUUUUGCAAACCGUCGAUUAAGAUCCAACAAAGCACUGUCGCACUCGAUCAGUCUGGAGCAGUCAUCAGUGUAGACAACAGUGUACCGUUGCAAAUAUCGGACAGUCCCACCAUCGACCAAAUCUCCAAUGCUGUGAGGACUGCUGUGGACCGAGCUCCAUCCAUCGAAGGGGCACAGAUUUACAGCAACAACACACGAAGAUACGGUUUCAAAUCUUUUGUGAGGCUGAUGUUGUUAUCCCAGAACUCGACAUCAAUCCAUGACGCGUCGGAUUUUGAACUACUGGCCAAGGGGGCGAAUGCUGUCUAUCGGGGUCUCACUGUUCAACUUGCAAAACAAUACCUACUGAUUUCCAACUCGACAAAGCCUCAUCGAGACCUCAAUAGCAGAUUGUCUCAUAGUCAUCAGAGACUUUUCGUCCGAAUCCGGCCUCUACGCAUUAUUGAAUCAAUUCUGGCUGCCCUGACAUCGAUAUCGAUCUUUCUUGCUUUUCGAAGAUCUCUCAACAAAGCACCACAAGACACAGCCUCGAUUGCUCGUCUCUCUUCAGCUAUUUCUCAAAGCCACGAUCUGGUGAAUCUGCUGUCAGCGACCGGGUCUUGGCCGCUCAAGAGCCUUCGACACAUGCUCGGGGGACAGUAUCAGAGCAAGCUCCGAACGAGCAUGGAAGGUUCCGAGGCAAAGACCCACGCUUUUGCAAUAGAAAAACAUGGACCAGCCGGCUCUCCGCCAUCGCCAAUGUUGCAAAAGACUUGGCAACCGUUCAUGCUCUCAUGGUACUCUCGAUUGGCGCUGCUUGUAGUACCUUUAGGGCUCAUUGUUGCCCUCGAGGUCCUUUUGCAGAGAUCACGUAGCAAUAAUGGUCUCCUUGAAGUCAAUGACACUAAAAUAAAGCAAAUACAGAUGGGAACCAGCUACGUUCCUGCUCCGCCCAGAAGCGUGUUUCAGCUUAGCAACGAGUCAACAACGCGUACCGCCCGUCUGGCCGCUUACGGGAAGUUGGACGACCUUAUUGGGCAUCACGGCCCAUACGUCGUUCCUUCAAUGUCGUUGUCACCGCCAGAGCUUGAAGAGUUGAACAUCACAUCGAUCGAAGUACAAACUCCAGUACAGAAGGGUACGCUGGACUGCAGCCUAGUAGCUCCGGAGAAGACCAAUGUGAUCUAUGAACCUAAUAUGACCAAUGAGAUGUAUUUUCAGUGGCCAGAUAUAACUCAGGACUGCACAGGUAAGGGCUACCUCAACGAGAGUGUUGAAUUUGUCAUGGGUAUAGCAGAUGGACCAUUUGGCCGGUGGUCAACUGCCUUUAGCACAGCUCACGAUUGCCCGAAUUCGUGGGGUAUCUACGGGACUUGGCUAGGUGGACAAGCUACGGAUUUAAACGUUGUACAGUGCUGGAGCGCAUUCCAAGAAACCCAGGCAUCGAUCUACAUUUCAAUGCCGAAUUGGGAGAUCGAAUCCCUAUCCCUCGACAAGAGCACCUCAAAGGAUGUUUAUACAGGGAUGGGCGCACAACUGAAGUUACUAAACGUCUUUCCGAGUAUACAAUCCAACUCCAAUGCGACGCUAGUCCAAUACGCAAAUUUCGAUGGUCCCUUCAGCAGCUUCCUCCGUAGCCAAACACCAAACACCUUGAACCUGAAACUUACGCAGCGAGACAAGUUUGACGACCUAUACGCCCGAAUCCAGGAGAUUUACGGGUUGGUAGUCGCAAGAACCAUUGAUGCUCAAGGCCGGAACACUACCCUGCUUACUGAAAAUCCACUCUUUCGCGCCACGGCGACCGACUACAUCAAUCGUUUAGCUCAGAAUGUAGCCUCGACUCGUAUUCUGCAAAGUCUACUUGCAUGGAUGAUGAUAUGCGCGUUUAUUUCGGUGUGCACGCUACGCCUGUCAGAUAUCCUGCCAAAAAGUCCGUGCAGCAUCGCGGCACAAGCAAGUCUUGUUGCUGGAUCGAAGAUGCUGGCUAGGGUACCACCUGAAGCGCAGUGGAUGGAUGAUCGCGAAUUUGAUGCGCUGUUCAAGAACACGAAGUAUAAACUAGGAUGGAACAUUGGCGUUGAUGGGAAGGAAAGAUUUGGCAUUGAUGUUGAUGAGCGCUUUUCACUACUCCGGGACGGUAAAUCCAACACGGGCGUAUUGAGUUGA
Dothidotthia symphoricarpi CBS 119687 is the source of this 2985-nucleotide messenger RNA. RefSeq lists its product as uncharacterized. The record is from RefSeq and is a predicted model, not a curated record. The transcript is spliced from 3 exons. Lineage: Eukaryota; Fungi; Ascomycota; Dothideomycetes; Pleosporales; Dothidotthiaceae. The coding region runs from base 1 to 2985 and encodes 994 amino acids.